ACUUUCUCUUUUGUCUUCUCAUCAAUCUACAGCCAGCUUCAUUCGAUAAAAUCGUGAGCCCUCACUUCAGCUCGGUGAAUCACCCGUCUGUCCAAAAUGUCCGUCCAACAAGCUGAACCCAUUUCAGUGUCAAAGAAUGUUGAAAUAAUGUCCAUAAAUGGCGAUCAACCACCUUCAGAAUUCAUUGUUAAAGAAUUCCAAUUUGGGUCUAUUGAUACUUCUCCACCUUUAGGUCCAUUUCCAGUCAUUGACAUCUCUCACUUCUCCAACUCUUCCUCUCCAGAAGCACAACUUCAACUAGAAAAUCUCAGAUCAUCUCUUAGCUCCUCUGGUUGCUUCCAGGCAAUUGGGCAUGGGAUUUCGGAAUCAUUUCUUGACAAAGUACGUGAAGUUGCAACACAAUUUUUUGCUUUUCCGGAGGAAGAGAAGCUUUUUUAUGGUCGAGCUGUUAAUGAAUCAGAAGGGUAUGGAAGUGACAGGGUUGUCUCUCAAAAACAAGUUCUUGAUUGGUCUCAGCGCUUGUCUCUAACUGUAUUUCCUGAAGAUAAACGAAGGCUCAAUCUUUGGCCUCAAAACCCAUCUCAAUUUAGUGAGAUCCUUGAUGAAUAUGCAAUGAAGAUAAAGACAGUAACAGAGGUUCUGUUCAAGGCUAUCGCAAAGUCACUGAAUGUAGAUGAAGAAAGUUUCUCUAAUCAGUUUGGAGCAAGAGCUCAAACGAAAGCACGGUUUAACUUCUAUCCGCCAUGUUCCAGACCCGAUUUGGUUCUUGGGGUCAAACCCCAUACGGAUAGAUCGGGAAUUACAAUUCUCCUCCAAGAUAAAGAUGUCGAAGGUCUUCAAGUUUGCAUCAAUGGUAAAUGGUAUAGAGUUCCUGUCAUAUCUAAUGCUCUUCUUGUCAAUCUUGGUGAUCAAAUGCAGAUAAUGACUAAUGGAAUAUACAAGAGCCCAAUGCACAGGGUGGUGACAAACACAGAAAGGUUGAGGAUGUCUUUAGCCUUGUUCAUUGAACCCGAGCCGGAAAGAGAGAUAGGACCGGUGGAGGAUUUGAUAGAUGAGCAAAGACCAAGGAUAUAUCGAAAUGUGAAGGAUUAUGGCGCUAUCAACUACGAGUGCUAUCAGAAAGGACUGGUAGCACUUGAAACUGUUAAAGUUUAGUCUUUCUCUCUGUUUGUUUCCGAUAUAACUGAUUUUUUGGGAUGUAAAGACAAC
Molecule: messenger RNA, 1209 nt
Organism: Mangifera indica (mango)
Lineage: Eukaryota; Viridiplantae; Streptophyta; Magnoliopsida; Sapindales; Anacardiaceae
Product: probable 2-oxoglutarate/Fe(II)-dependent dioxygenase
Exons: 4
Coding region: 97-1155 (352 amino acids)
Source: RefSeq, a predicted model, not a curated record